This is a messenger RNA of Lachancea sp. 'fantastica', 1254 nucleotides long. The record is from the annotation of a GenBank genome assembly. Lineage: Eukaryota; Fungi; Ascomycota; Saccharomycetes; Saccharomycetales; Saccharomycetaceae.
AUGUCGAAAUACGCCAAUUCCGCUUCUUGGACUUCAUUUUUGAAGUCGAUUACGUCGUUCAACGGUGAUCUGUCGACUUUGACGGCUCCUCCCUUUAUUUUGUCGCCUACAUCGCUAUCUGAAUACUCGCAGUACUGGGGCGAACAUCCAGACUUGUUUUUGGGUCCAAAUUUCAUUACAGAGCCCGACGAGGAUGGCACAAGUGUCGAGCACCUCAGAAUGCUGGCUGUAGUCAAAUGGUUCAUUUCAACACUCAAGUCGCAAUACUGUUCGCGUAAUGAAGCUUUGGGCACUGAAAAAAAGCCUCUCAACCCGUUUUUGGGUGAACUUUUCGUGGGCAAGUGGGAGAACAAGGAGCAUCCAGGUUUCGGGGAAACCGUGUUGCUGAGUGAACAGGUGUCGCAUCACCCUCCUGCGACUGCAUACAGCAUUUUCAAUGAUCAAAACAAGACGUCUUUGCAGGGGUAUAAUCAGGUCAAGGCCUCCAUUGCUACAGCGUCUUUGAGCGUCAAGCAAUUUGGACACGCGCUUUUGGAGUACGAGAACUUGAACGAGCAAUACCUGGUCACACUUCCUCCGCUACACAUCGAGGGGAUGCUCGUGGCUUCUCCAUAUGUCGAAUUGGAGGGCAAAUCAUAUAUUCAGAGUUCCUCUGGACUUUUCUGUAUGGUUGAAUUUUCUGGCAAGGGCUACUUCUCGGGUAAGAAGAAUACUUUCAAAGCCCGAAUUUUCCAAAAUAUCUCAGAUGCUUCUGACAAGGACAAAGCCCUGUACACGAUCACAGGCCAGUGGUCGGGUCUUUCGAACAUAAGCAAGGGCAAAUCCAAGAAGGGUGAAGAGUUGUUUUACGAUGCUUCCAAGUUGAAGGUUGAGCAUUUGAAAGUCAAACCGGUCGAGGACCAGCAUGAACUUGAGAGUAGAAGAGCGUGGACGAAAGUUGCAGAGGCCAUCAAGUCGGGCGAUUUCAAUCAGAUUCAUGAGGAGAAGUCUUCGUUGGAGAAUGCUCAGCGUGAACUGCGGAAGGAUGAACAAGCGCAAGGUGUCAAAUGGCAGAGACGCUGGUUUGUGGACGAAGACUACUCAGCAGACGUCGACGAUGCGUUUGUCAAACUGGCGGCGAGUCUAAAUUUGUCGACCAAAAACGUGCCCAGCGGAACGCUGGUGGGCGACAAAGACGACAAGAAGGCAACUUCUGCAAUGCACUGGCGGUUCAAGCGAAAAUUGUGGGAUGCUGAGAAGGACAUCAAGGUGUAG